Sesamum indicum (sesame) is the source of this 1849-nucleotide messenger RNA. RefSeq names its product putative serine/threonine-protein kinase PBL18. Gene Ontology annotation, molecular function: protein kinase activity; ATP binding. Gene Ontology annotation, biological process: protein phosphorylation. Lineage: Eukaryota; Viridiplantae; Streptophyta; Magnoliopsida; Lamiales; Pedaliaceae. The record is from RefSeq and is a predicted model, not a curated record.
GCUGUCUCUCUCUUGAAAUAGUCCUCCUCUCCCUCUUCUCUCUCAUUCUCUCUCACACACUGACGCACGCACGUUUGCGCGUUUCUAUUUUUCGUUCUUUUCUCUCUCCAGACGAUCAGCAAUGGAUCGGAGGGGGAGGGGAGGGCGAAAUGGUGGAAACACGAGGACAACAGAUGAUCAUUAGGGGAUCCAUCAUAUCUUGGUUUAAUUCUUUGUAGGGUUUGGAAUUAUAAUCUUGCAAGGGGUUGUUUGGAUUUUGAUGUCUGAGUAUGGGCAACUGCAUUCAGAAGACCAACAGAGUCGUGUUAGGAUUUGAUCACUCAUCUGGAAAUGUGUCUCAAAAAUUCUCCCGCGGCCAGAAGAAAGACAACAAUUAUGAGAAAGGGAAUUUGGCUGAGUGGCAGAAACAAAAGGGAUUUGGGAAUGUUAAGAAAACUAUGAAUCCACCUCAAACACCUUCAGUCUCAGGAUGCCUGGAAAACAGUCACCCCAAGAGCCACCCUUUGCCCACUCCAAAUCCCAUAUCAAACACAUGUCAUCGUGGGCAUAAGAAGCAGCCCAGUUUCUUGCCAUUGCCCAAGCCAGAAGCUCCUCCUUCGAAACACGAAGAAUCAUCGAGUAUCGGGACAUUACAACCAGCAGAGCCGUCCUUGUCCCUAUACUCGUCCUCGUUCUCCUGCAUCCUGCCGAUGCCAAUGUCAGAAAGUGAAAUACUGUCGUCACCGUACCUCAAGGCUUUCUCGUUGGACGAACUGAGGAAGGCGACCGCCAACUUCUGCGAGAACAGUCUGCUUGGAGAGGGCGGGUUUGGGUGUGUUUACAAAGGAUGGUUGGAUGUGGAGACCCUCACUGCUGCAAGACCUGGAUCAGGCAUGCCUGUUGCUAUCAAGAAGUUGAUACAUUCUGGAUUCCAAGGUCACAAUGAGUGGUUGUCAGAGGUGAACUAUCUAGGUCGACUUCGCCAUCAAAACCUAGUCAAACUCUUCGGCUACUGCUUAGACGGUGAGGAUCGAAUCCUGGUUUAUGAAUUUAUGCCCGGAGGCAGCUUGGAGAAGCACUUAUUCAAAAGAAAUUCUCCAUCUCUGUCGUGGGCAAGAAGGAUUAAGGUGGCUGUGGGUGCAGCUCGAGGGUUAUGUUUCUUGCACGAAUCGAAGUCGCCAGUCAUAUAUCGCGAUUUUAAGACUUCAAAUAUUUUGUUAGAUACUGAAUUUAACGCAAAGCUUUCAGAUUUUGGACUGGCAAAAGCUGGCCCGACAACUGAGGCUCAGACUCAUGUUACUACAAGAGUAAUGGGCACUGAGGGCUAUUGUGAUCCACGUUAUCUUACCACAGGUAAAUUAAGCGUAAAGUGCGAUGUAUACAGCUUCGGGGUAGUGUUGCUAGAGCUGCUGACAGGGCGUCGGGCGAUCGACGAAACAAAGUGCGAAGAGGAGAAGAACCUGGUGAAUUGGGUAAGGCUUCAUGUUCUUGACAAUGGGAAGGUAUUUAGGAUUAUGGACACUAAGUUAGAGGGACAGUACUGUAAGAAAAGUGCUUAUGUUGCUGCCAAUAUUGCACUGCGUUGUGUUAAUCAUGAGCAGAAAUACCGACCCCCUAUGACUUACAUUUUGGAAAUUCUAGAAAACCUUCCCUCUAACAAAAACCUUAAUAUUUAUUGAUCAUUAAUUAUUUCUAGCUAGUUUUUUAUUUUCAUACAUAAAUUAAUUUUGCCCCUCUCCCUCUCUCUAUUUAUAUUUGUAUAUAUGAUUUCAAAUGUUUUUGGAGCAUGUAUAAUAGAGACCCGAUCGAAUUAAAUGUCAACAAGAAAAUUUCUCGAUAUGCACAUCGUGCAAUGUGCAUAAUCAUGAUA